AUGCGACGAAGACACGGCCAAGCAUAUUUCGAAGAAACAGAAAGGCCAAAGAAACAACGAAAGUUGGUUAUCCAUGAAACUUCCACGGAUGAUGAAGUGGUUCCUGACACACCACCUACAACAACAAUUUUGAGCCAUUCUUCACCUGUGAGGGAUUCUCCAGUCAAUUCUAACUCAGAGGAGACUAGAAAUGUUAAUCACAAUGAGAAGAAGUUCAUACCACCCAAGGUUUCGCAUACUGAGUCAUUUCAUGAGGAGGUUCGAAACUCAAGCAUCACUACAAACAUAUUUGAUAUGGAUGCAAAUGUCAAUAAGGGUGAAGGAGUUUCAACACAUGCAGCUCAAGGGCUGCUGCUUCCGGUUCUUUUGUUUCCUGCAGGAAAGAUGUCUCCAUUCAAAGUAAAAGUUGCUCCAACAAGGCCACUAAAGAACAUGCAUCUUUUGUUACAAAGACAUGAAGUUAAAAUUGUUCGUGAGAAUGUGAAUCUCAAGAUUCAAGAACUUCGUGAUAAUAUGGCGAUGGAAGUUGCUGAGUUGGGUCAUAGUUAUUCUAAUCUUCAUAAUAAGGUGGAUAUACUGGAUGAUGCAAUCACAAAAGUUGUGGAAUGGCAUACCACACUUUCUCCGAAAGUUGAUAAACUUGGAGAUGAUGUAGACAAGGGAUUUGAAAAUGUUGAAAAAAUUUUGGGGGAGCUGAAAGUUCUUAUGGCCAAGAAUGAAUAUUCGAAAUAUAUGUUCAAUGUCCUGAGUUGUUAA
This is a messenger RNA of Lactuca saligna, 756 nucleotides long. NCBI's taxonomy places the organism in Eukaryota, Viridiplantae, Streptophyta, Magnoliopsida, Asterales, Asteraceae. The record is from the annotation of a GenBank genome assembly.